CCACUCACACAACAUCGUUUCAAGUGGACGAUUUGAAAUUCCAUGAAAGCCCAUUUCACCAACGUUCUGGUGGGAUUGCAAAGCGGACUAUGAUAGUCCCACAAAAUUGGCAAUCUCACAAUUGGCUGGAACUAAUCGCAACCCACAUGUUUGUGUUUUUGGGCCUUAAGGCCUCUUGUGAACCUCACGCAGAGCAUAGCCACAGAAAGAGAGAGAGAACAGAGAAGAAGCAGAGAGAAAGAGAGCGAUUCGAUUUUGGAAUGAGAAGCUCCUAAGGUAUCCAUUGGCUAUCUGCGGAGCUUCUUUCUUUUUUAGCACAAGCUUUGUUGGGUCUUCAGAGUUUCGCUGCAAUCAAACAUUUUUCAAGGUUUCAGGGCCAUAAACUUCACUGAAGCAGCUCACUGGGUUUUCCUUUAGGUUGCUCAAUUCUAGAUGCUCCAAGAGUGAUGAAAUUUUAUAUCCCGUAUAUAUCAGGUCUUCUAGUCUUUGAAAGAGUUACUGUCAUCUAUAUUAGGGUCUAAAAUGCCAUCUGGCAUUGUGUUAAAAUUGAAUACUACUAUAUUUUCUAGUUUUGGUAGAGCAUUAACUGGGAAACGAAAUCCGAAAGAUUUACUGCUUGGGCAGGGGAUUUUGUUGUCUCGAAAUUCAGGAUUGUCUUUUUCCUUGCCAUAUUCAACCACUUUGUUACCAGACAUCACCCAUCUUAGUUUAAGUUGCUCGCAUAAGGGGAAGUCUAUGGCUGCUUCUAGUUCCAAAUCUGUCUUCGGAGAUGUCUAUGUGGAUGAUGUAUUCACAAGUUGUGGGAAUGCAUUAGACUUCACAAAACCUACUGGUGUUUUUUUCAAUGAUAAAAGUCGUAGCAGUUGCAGGAAAGCUAGUGUGAGUUUUAGGAGAAAAGAACCACUCAACAAUCUUUUAACUUGUGGGUAUUUUGUCGCUGAUGCAACACGGAGGAGCUGCAGCUCCAAUAUAUUUCUUGGAUCUGGUUUGAGGGGUCUCCAUACCUCAUUUUCUAUGUGCCACUCUGCUGGUGCUGCUCAUAAUGUGUCAUAUGAUGGCAACUCUCGUGAUGAACAGCUUGCUAAGUCUACUGCUUUGUCGCAACAAACUAUUUUGGGAAACAGAACUCUGAAGCUUCUUUCGGGAUCAUGUUACCUACCACAUCCCGAUAAGGAAGAGACUGGUGGAGAAGAUGCUCACUUUAUUUGUGUGGAUGAACAAGUAAUUGGUGUAGCAGAUGGUGUAGGUGGUUGGGCGGAUGUUGGUGUUAAUGCUGGACUGUUUGCUCGUGAGCUGAUGUCUAAUUCUGUUUUGGCAAUUCAGGCGGAGCCUAAGGACUCCAUUGACCCAGCCAAGGUGUUAGAAAAGGCCCACUCAAGUUCAAAAGCAAAGGGUUCCUCAACAGCUUGCAUCAUUGCCCUUGCAGAGAAGGGACUACAUGCUAUUAAUCUGGGGGAUAGUGGAUUCAUAGUGGUUCGAGAUGGAUCCACCAUCUUUCGUUCGCCAGUGCAGCAACAUGGCUUCAAUUUUACAUAUCAAUUGGAGAGUGGCAAUGGUGGUGAUCUACCAAGCUCUGGUCAGGUUUUUACAAUUCCUGUUGCCCCGGGAGAUGUCAUUAUUGCUGGAACAGAUGGGCUAUUCGACAACUUGUAUAACACCGAAGUUACGGCUGUUGUUGUUCAUGCUCAAAGAGCUGGCAUGGAACCACAAGUAACCGCGCAGAAGAUAGCGGCUUUGGCACGCCAGCGAGCACUUGAUAGGAACCGACAGACACCAUUUUCUACAGCUGCUCAGGAGGCUGGAUUCCGUUAUUAUGGUGGCAAGCUAGAUGACAUUACGGUUGUCGUUUCAUAUAUAACUAGUGUCGUCAAUGCUUGAUUAUCUUUUUUCAUAGAUUUUGCUCCCCUGUAUAGUAUAUCUGCCAUAUACUAUAAAAACCCUUUUUUGUAAUUUUUUGCCUCGUGAAACCAAGAGGAAGAUGUUACAUUCGGAGUGGUAUUAUGUAAUUUGCAUCCCCUGUUUCCUUCUUAAA
Messenger RNA from Ziziphus jujuba (common jujube), 2032 nucleotides. RefSeq names its product probable protein phosphatase 2C 80. Lineage: Eukaryota; Viridiplantae; Streptophyta; Magnoliopsida; Rosales; Rhamnaceae. Bases 523 to 1878 code for a protein of 451 amino acids. The record is from RefSeq and is a predicted model, not a curated record. The transcript is spliced from 5 exons.